CUGCGGGUUACAGAUGAGAUCAUCAAUUUUUUCCUCAACUGAUAAACCCUAACAGCUGUUGUUUGAAUUGGUAUAACUCUUGCUGUCUGUACGAGCACGGGUUCGGAUUGAGAUCGCCAAUGGCGUUCCGGUCUCGAGAAAUGAUGAAGAAACUUGUUAAGAAAAUCGGCGGCGAGAAAACUUUGGCACCGGGAGUUAAACAAGAGUUGAAAAAAUCGCUGCCUGAUAGGAAGGUCGUGAUGGGACGCGCUCAUCGGGGUUUGUACGCUGGCCGACAUAUCCAGUUUGGAAAUCGCGUCAGUGAGGAUGGAGGAAACAAGACAAGGAGAUGUUGGAAGCCAAAUGUGCAGGAGAAGCGGCUCUUCAGCUAUAUCAUGGAUCGUCAUAUCCGUGUUAAGGUAACUACCCACGCCCUGCGCUGCAUAGACAAGGCUGGUGGAAUCGACGAGUACUUGCUGAAGACACCAUACCAUAAGAUGGACACAGAAAUGGGACUUUAUUGGAAGACCAAGAUUGAGCAGAUGUAUGCAGACCUCGGGGAGAUGGAGGUUGUGUUCUUUUCUCCAGAGGACGAGGCCAACUUUGAGAAACAAUUCGAAGAGCUCAAACUAGAAAAGAAGGCCAUACGUAGGGAGACCAGGAGAAAGAUGUACGGCACAUCAGCCAAACAAGAGCCAGUAGCAGAAGUAGAAGAUGUUGUUGGGCUAGCCGGAAGAGAAGAUUCUAGACAUGAAGAUAGCUCUCACACCGGCUACCAUGAACCUAUAGUGGCAAAUGCUUAAAUAUGGACGCGAUGCAUAUGUGCCUUCUGCGUCGGAAAAAUCAAAGAUGUUUGUUAUUGUUAGAAAGUCCGAAGCACAAGUUAAGUUGAGUGUUGAUUCUAAUUUUGUGGGUUCUGAUUUUUGGUUGCUUUCUUCAGUUAUAUGUAUGUUUUGGAAUUGGACAAGUCCCUUACAGUGUUUAGGCUACAAGCUCAGUAGGGCAAUACCCUUUUCUCCUAACUCCUGCUUGGCAAUGAAAGAGUCAUCCUUUCUAUGUU
Molecule: messenger RNA, 1039 nt
Organism: Andrographis paniculata
Lineage: Eukaryota; Viridiplantae; Streptophyta; Magnoliopsida; Lamiales; Acanthaceae
Product: 54S ribosomal protein L24, mitochondrial
Exons: 2
Coding region: 120-782 (220 amino acids)
Cellular component (GO): mitochondrial large ribosomal subunit
Molecular function (GO): structural constituent of ribosome
Source: RefSeq, a predicted model, not a curated record